AUGGGACUCCUUAAAGAUGUUGAGUCUCAAUACACGACUGAGAAGCAAGUAAUUGAAGAAAUCAUCCAGUUGUUUCCGCAAUUCAAAAUUGAAGACGAGGUUUUACUAAAUUGGGAGGUGGACUUGGUGGAGAGCAUGGACAAAUACGGAAUUGAAGAGGCAAUAGCUAGUAUAGUGCAUUACGAUUCAGAUACUGAAUUGACCUCGUGUGGUUGCAGCAUUGACUCUGUGCUCAAGAUGAUUCUGAAGCAUAUUCAAGAUGGCGACGAAUUCGCAGGUCUAGUUUUAGAGGUGCUAAGCUCGAUAUUGUCUCACAGCUUAGUUGCCAGAAUUGAAAAUCAUGCAAGCAUAGUACUACUCGUUGAUUUGUACAUGAAUAUUUUGAAUAGCAACACCAAAGAUGAGACAGGUGGUACCUUCAAUUCACUAAGAAAGUUGAUUUUGGUGUUGAUGGAGCUGGGAUGCGAUGUGGAAACUUAUCAAAAGCUCGUGUUCCCACUUUAUAAAAGUUCGAAUGCUCAGUUGCGUAUAGAAGUGAUUGACUUUUUGACUCAAAUAUUGGAAAAAUACCCAACUCCUCAUCCGUUCCUCCUAACAAACCAUCAAAUAAACUUCCCAUUUCCCAAUGCCAUCAACAAGUGUUUUUCGGUAUACUGCUGGGUCAGGUUAAGCACAAGGAAUAGUGACAGCAACAACUUUGCUAUUGUGACCUUGUCAAAUUCUGACCUGUUGACCAGUACGAAUUUCGUACUCCGAAUCGUGAAUGGAAAUCAGUUCAUGGUGGAGUUGAGAAAUCCGGGAACCAAAUCUAGAUCUCAAUUCACUUUCAAUCAUAUUAUGAAUGAGAUGAUGGAGGAACCUUUUCAAAUUGCAAUUACCUACGAUCAAAAAACUAACCUCAACUUGUACAUCAAUGGAGAAAUACUCGAAAGCAUACCUUGCGCAGGUCUACACAAAGACAGUGCCUGUUGGAAUAAAAUAUCAAUCGGAGAAACUGAUUGCGGCUUAAUUGUGAGAAACAUAUCUUUACUUAAUGUGAGUUUGUCUGAUGAGGUGAUAGAGUAUUUGUUUUGCUUGGGACUGGGAUCGAACAUACAAGUAGAAAAUUUGAAUGAAGCAUUAUUACCAGGGUUGAAAACUCAACUAUCUCACGCGUCACUAUCCACAUUUGCGAGGAAUUACCUAAGCAAGACCAAAACAGAGAGUAAUUCUGGUCCUCAAAAGACAAAAUUCGUUGGAAAAAGCUCUUAUAAAAAUGGGAAAGGAGAGUCUGACGAUCUUCUGGUAAACUUUUUCCACAGGUUGCUGAAGGGGAUUCUGAGCAGCCCGAUCACUGAGAAGAAUGUUUUGUUCGAUAGCAAUGAUGUGUUCAAUGACAUAAGCCGAAGGGCUUCCUCCCAGAUUGGCAUAGGAACAAAGGUGAUAUUCUGCAACCCCACAUCGGUAUUUCGACAUAUCUAUGUUUUUGGAACGCUCCCUUGGUUGUUGAAAAUUUUGGAGGAUGCAUGUAAACUACAUGACGAGGUGUUGAGAGACACUCUAUUCUUGAAAACACUAUCUUUGCUUUUCAAGCUAUUGAAUGAUGAUUGGAGACUAAGUAAGGAAUUCGAACAAGACAAUGGCUACAACAUAUUGGGGCUUAUCUUAUUUCAGUACAAAAUCGCCAAUCCAAAUUUAACCUUUCAUCUUGACAAAUUUUCUGAGGAAGAUGUUGGCAUAGAAAGCUCUGGCUGUCAUAGCUUGAAUUUGUUGAACAUACUAUUGAAUGCUUGUGGUUUUGACUUUGCUAAUCCAUCGCAGUCAGUAAUCGUCAAUUUUGACUGUUACAGGGUCUUGGUUUUGAAUUUCGACUUGUUCUGGAAGUCAGCUUCGUUUGAGUUUCUUUUGUCACAUGUACACUCGUUGGUCGAGACUUCUCAUUACAAGCAACACAAUUUGUUGCAAAUCAAAAAGACGAAUUUCCUUAAACGCUUGUUUCAUUUUCUCAAGAGCACAAAUGUGAAAGAUGAUUUGUUAUCCCAAAGCUUUGGCAAUAAUUUGCGCCGGUUGAUAUCGACAAUUUUGCCAGCAGAGGCAACUGCAGAAUCAAUUUCUUUGAUGUCCUCAUACAUAGUGUUUACUAUUUACAAUCCUGGAAGCUCCAAAAUCUGUGGGAAUGCCGCAUUGAUGGCCCUCACCGACUUCAUUUGUGACCCCGCCACACCAAUUAAAGCCUUAAAAAAGUUUUCGCGAUCAAUAACCAUACAUUGGAUCAAUCUUUUGUUUAUGAGCGAUUUGGAGCUGGUUGUUUGUUGUGGAGUACGCUUGCUUACUCGGUUGUUGAAGAUUUUAGGUAAACACGUUGUUCACCGGUUCUUUCUGCAAAAUCAUGGACUUGAUAUGCUCUCACUGUCUCUUGAAACUUGGUGGACAAGUAGGAGAGUUUUAAAGUCAUUAUUGCUUGCUUCGUUUGGUGAUUCAAGGUCUCUUGAUCAAGGGCUGUCGUUACCUGCAGAAGGUAUGAUGAAAGAAAUACAAAUUCCGGAGUUCCUCUUAUUGCUCAAUGAGUUGGAAUUGAAUGCAAUGUACACAUUGAGUACGAACUUUGGCAUGGCUGUUGGAAGUAAUCCAUCGACGCCGGUUAAAUCAAGUAUUGAAGAAAUCGCAUCUUUAUCUUUUGAUGUUCUUCAUCUGCUUACCAUGUUUUGUGAUUGGUUAGAGGAGCUAAACAUUUUAUCGAAGAUGGAAAAAAUACCACAGUUCAGUGAUGGCCUAAUUCGUGUUUUGGGCUAUUUGAAGCUAAGUUUAACAUGGUUUUCCGAUGAGGCUACUAAAAGCGGAUUUGCCCAACUUUGCCAGCGUUUACUGGAUUUGUUGACGCAAUUUUACAUUUCAAUUCUUCGGUGCAACAGGUUUUCCUCAGACUUUGACAACCUAAAUGAUCUUAGCAAAUUAGUGUUGUUGAAUUACAUAUUUCCGAAAAUUUUUGCGCAUUUCAAAGAAUUUAUGGCCGUUUCCAACUUCAUCUACGAUGAAGCCGAGUUCUCAAAAAGCCUAGCUACAUUAUUGGUGACGUUUUACCACGAAUUUUCCGGUAGAAACUUCCUUGUUGCAACACAAGACUUACAAGAUCACUUGACCUGCCAAGUGGUACUAUUAGAGAAAAACCAAUCGAAGGAAGUAAAGAAAUUGGAGGCGAUUUCAGCUGAAACAAUAUUUCUACUCAUUCUUCAGAUUGCAUGCGAAUCUGAUUAUGCUUUUGCUUCCAGUGCGGAGCAGUUGACUGUUUUAUUGAAAGAACUUCUUUACAGACAAAUGUCUGUAUUCGACAAAAAUGUUCUUGGGCCCGAUCGACUAGUUCCAAUAAUCAAACUAGUGUUUGGUUUAAUAUUGACAGACGAUGCCGAAGACGGACAUAUAUCGAAAGAAGUGACAUUCAGCUUUUUAAGAGCUGCAUAUCUACGAUGGAUGGACGAAUUCCCCAUGAUAGUACAAAAUUUGAACUUUGAUACGAGCUUGAUGAAUGAGUUUUUCAUGAAUUUGAUGACGAGAGAUGAUAACGAAACCUUGUCAAAGCUUAAAAAAUAUCCUCCGCUUGUCAAAAGCAUUUUGAGGGACUACCUGGCGUUGAAACAAGACCAUCUAAGAACUGAGCGUACAAGGGUAUCGAGUAUUGUUAAAGUUAGUCUUCACAGUGGAGCAAAGUUGGCACAAUCAAAUAGCAUCUAUGUGAAGAGCUUUGAAAAAGAUUGCCAGCAUUUGAAACGGCAAAUAAUGAAGGUAGAGCGAACCAAGUACAAUGGUGCUGCUCAAGACAAGAAGGAGAAUAUGGCCCAGUGCAACCAACAAUAUCAGUCUUUAAAGCGUGAGACAGUGAGGGUAUUUGGCUCUGGGGGGUCUGAAAGUUAUACGCUCGACUAUAUUGAGAACGAUGACAGGAUGCGAUGCAAGCUAGCCAUUGAAGAUCUUUUGUCGGAGUCGGAAAAGCUAAAUUACGAAGUUGAAGUACCUUUGUUGCAAGCCGAUGUUGAAACAGAUCCCAGCUUAGCAACCUUGCCCAACAGUAUUGAUACGAUACAUCUAUCGAACGAGCUUUUACAAAGUUUGUUUGAAGAUCCAAGACUGCUGGACGAACCAAGUUUGACCCAUGGGAAUGGGGAUGACAAAGCUGUAGUUGAUGACAAAAACAGACGUGUUAGCCGGAGCUUGUUCAUUGGUGAUAAAAUUGUGACCAUUUGGAACGUUUGCCAGAUCAACGGUUUGGUUCCUGUUGAAAGUUUGUUGAUUUUAGGAUCAAGCUACUUGUACAUAAUUGAGAAUUAUUUUCACGGUCAAGAUGGAAACAUUGUUGAUGUAAAGGAUGCACCUCGAGACAUGAGAGACCCGAUUAUGCAAUUGGUUAAUUUGCAAUCCAGCAGAGUUGACUUGAGCAAUUCGUCGCAUAGGACAAAAAGUUGGGGAUUGGAUAAAUUGAGUUGUAUAUCAAAACGGCAGUUUUUGCUUCGUGAUAAUGCGCUUGAAAUGUUUUUCAGCGACGGUUCCAACAUUUUGAUAACAUGUUUGACUUCGAAAGAGAGUGGCCAAGUGUACAACAAAUUGUCUCGCUUUGCUACUGGUAAAGAUAUGGAUCCCGAUCUUGUACAAGCUUUGGUUCUGAAUUCAAAUGUCUCACACAAUGAUAGCAUUUCGUCAAAGUUGGUGUCAGCCUUGUCCAAUUCGUCCCUAAACAGCUUUCUUCAUUUGUCUGCGACAAAGAGAUGGAAGAUGGGGGAAAUUUCAAACUUUUACUACCUUAUGAUUAUCAACACUUUAGCGGGAAGGACAUUUAAUGAUUUAACUCAAUACCCAGUUUUUCCUUGGGUAAUUGCCGAUUACACAAGUGAAGAAUUGGACUUGUCAAAUCCCAAAACAUUCAGGGACCUAUCAAAGCCAAUGGGCGCCCAGACACCAGGAAGAGCGAACCAAUUUAGAGAAAGAUUUGAGGCGUUGGAUAGUUUGAACGACCCAGACUCUCCACCUUUCCAUUAUGGAACACAUUAUUCAUCAGCAAUGAUAGUAACGUCUUAUCUAAUUAGGUUGAAACCUUAUGUGCAAUCUUACCUUUUAUUGCAAGGAGGUAAGUUUGAUCACGCCGAUAGGCUUUUUAAUUCGAUUGAGAAAGCGUGGCUUUCUGCAUCACGAGACAAUACGACGGACGUUAGAGAGUUGAUUCCUGAGUUUUACUACUUGCCUGAAUUUUUGGUAAAUUCGAAUAACUUUGAUUUCGGAAAGUUGCAAAAUGGUGACAGUUGCGACAAUGUCAAGUUACCACCGUGGGCCAAAGGUGAUCCAAAAUUAUUUAUUGCAAAGAAUAGAGAAGCUUUGGAGAGUCCGUAUGUUUCUGCAAAUUUGCAUUCGUGGAUUGAUUUGGUGUUUGGGGUUAAGCAAAGUGGACCAGAGGCUAUCGAUUCAUUGAAUGUAUUUCACCACUACUCUUAUAAUGGGGCAAUAGACUUGGAUAACAUUGAAGAUGAUGUACAAAAACGCGCUGUGAUAGGAAUGAUCAACAAUUUUGGCCAAACGCCAGCCAAAGUAUUUCUGAGACCGCAUACUAUGAAAGACGUUUUGAAUUUACCAUCCUAUUAUAUGACUUUGGCGAAUCUUUCGAAAGCGCCAGCUUUGGUAUUUGAGUCAAAACUCAAGGAGCCUAUAGCCAAAUUAGAGCUUAGCUCCCGAAGUUCACGUCGAUGGGUUGGUAGACUCAAAUGCGUUUCCUGUGAAGACGAACUUUUAAUUCGGAAGUCGAAGCAGUCCAAUUUUGCAAACGGAUCUUUGAUUGUCAACGAGACGACGUUUACAAAUAUGCAUUCUUGUGAUAUUGUUUCUUUGUUGCAAAUCGGAUCCAAAAGUUUCUUGACUGGAGCAGCCGAUGGGUUAGUUUCCGUUUGGAAGUAUCAAGUAACACCACAAUCCUCUUUGGAUCACGUUGCUACAUUGAGGGGCCACUUCUGCUCUAUUAAAAGCAUGGAUUACAGCAGAAGCUUCAAAACCGGUAUUAGUGUCGAUAAAGAUGGAGUGGUGAUCUUGUGGGAUUUGAUCCGGUUCAACUGCAUCAAAAAGUUCUCCAGCCAGACUUGUUCGAAAUGUCUUGCUGCCAUCUCAAAUGAUUCGGGAAACAUUGUAAUAGUACGAGGCAACAGCAGUGACGGCGAUCAAGGCUUAUUGAACUUGUACAAUAUUAACGGUGGCGAAUUUCUUUCAAAAACACUAGAUCAAUUUAGUGGUAUAGCUGCCAUAACAUUUGGAACAGCGAAUGCACCUGCAUUAAGUUCCACCAAGUCCAGUACUCACCGAAGUCAUGUGUACUGGUCCAACGAGUUCGUUGGAAUUGCUCGAAGUCACAGUGUUGAAAUAUGGGAAGUGACUCAGAAUUCUCAAAUUGGAUGGAACAUGACUCUUUUACUAGAGAUUCCUAUACAAGACAUUAACGGAGAAAUUACAACGGUCCGUUUAUUGAAGUGCUCGGAAAUCGAUAACGAGGACAGACUUAUACGCGGUACGUUGAAAUUGGUAAUUGGUGAUUCAACAGGGAAGGUUUAUGUCGUAUAG
This is a messenger RNA of Lodderomyces theae, 6567 nucleotides long. It is a transcript of the gene BPH1, whose product is annotated as Bph1p. Lineage: Eukaryota; Fungi; Ascomycota; Pichiomycetes; Serinales; Debaryomycetaceae. Gene Ontology annotation, molecular function: protein binding. The record is from RefSeq and is a predicted model, not a curated record. The transcript has a single exon. Bases 1 to 6567 code for a protein of 2188 amino acids.